CUAAGAGAGGAUGUGUACCAGGAGGAAGAUCAUCUGCAGUCUGCUGGUGCUGUCUGUGCUGGAGAUAGGACUCGGGGUGUCGAGCAUAGCUUUGGGGGCAGUGGGGAUCAGCAGAGUCAAUGCCGAGCACAAGCCACAACUGGGAGAUGCUUCUCCGGUAUGGAGCGGGGUGUGUUUUCUAAUAUGUGGUCUCUGUGGGGUAAUAUGUGCCAAAAAGAAAUCAGGACUCAUUAUGAUAUUAUUUUCAGCCUGUUGUAUCUGUGGGCUGAUUGGAGGGAUACUAAACUUUCAGUUUGUGCGAGCACUUGUGAAAAAGUCCUCCACUCUUUACUCUCUGCACGUUGCUGCCAUGUCACUGGCCUGUCUGGGGAUUGGUGGCUGCACACUUUCAGCCUGGCUCACCUGUCGCUUAGCCAGCAAUGAGCAACAAAGGAUGUUUAUAGAAAGGGAGCACUCUCUACACCAUUCCCACGAAAUGACAGAGAAAGAAGUGCCAGAUAACUUAAGCAAUGGGAUCCCCCAAGUUCUACAAAAUGGAAACACAACAGUACAGUGACAAUGUACAAUAACAACAAAUAAUGGGGUUCCUAUAAAUAUGGUAAGCAGAGAAGAACACAGAAUUUGAGAAUGUUUUGGGGGUGUUAUUUGAGACUGUACAAUUCAGUGGAAUCACUCUAGACUGGACAAUGCCCUGUGGCAAUUGGUGAUCAAUUGUACUGACUACAGAAGCAGGUAACAAUUGUACAAGAUGCACAAUUGUUUGGACCAAAAACUUUCUAGAAAAAAAAGCCAAAUUCUUUUAGCUACAGUCCAGUUGACUCAACAAAUGGCUUGAUUAGCAGCUUUUCCUGCUGUUUUGUUUUUAAAGGACAAAUAACCCUAGACUGAUACUUUGCUAUGUUUGUAAAAUAUUCACGUACAACUUCCUGAAAGCAUGUGCAAAGCGUUCAUCAAAAGCUUGCAGUCUGACAGUCUUUCUUAAUCCACAGUUACCCCAUUAGAAUUAUUCCUGAA
Messenger RNA from Polyodon spathula (Mississippi paddlefish), 1014 nucleotides. RefSeq names its product transmembrane protein 196-like. The transcript has 4 exons. The record is from RefSeq and is a predicted model, not a curated record. Lineage: Eukaryota; Metazoa; Chordata; Actinopteri; Acipenseriformes; Polyodontidae. The coding region runs from base 11 to 556 and encodes 181 amino acids.